Molecule: messenger RNA, 2098 nt
Organism: Hypomesus transpacificus
Lineage: Eukaryota; Metazoa; Chordata; Actinopteri; Osmeriformes; Osmeridae
Gene: chac2
Product: ChaC, cation transport regulator homolog 2 (E. coli)
Exons: 3
Coding region: 347-889 (180 amino acids)
Biological process (GO): glutathione catabolic process
Cellular component (GO): cytoplasm
Molecular function (GO): glutathione specific gamma-glutamylcyclotransferase activity; gamma-glutamylcyclotransferase activity
Source: RefSeq, a predicted model, not a curated record
UCAUAGGUCGUCUCUACAUCCACGAACGUACUGUAUUCGCAAGCAGAAAACAUGCUUCAAGUAGUAGCAUAUGUUUGCUGCGUCUGUUAGCUAGUUAUGUGAAUUAGUUACUGUAGACUCUCAGUAUACUAUAAACUGUCUGCCAGUGCUUGCGAAAACAUGAAAUAGUUAUGAUUUAUGAAAGCUAAAUUCAAUUUAAUAAUAGCUACAGUAUAGCUGGCUAGCUAAUGCUCGCUAUAUCCAGAUAGCUACCAGCUAAUCUAGGCUACCUCGCAUACAGUAGCUUCUAUGUAAGCUGGCUAGCUAACACCAGUAGUUUGUUUGUGGUGUCCAGUUAGUUGUUGCCAUGUGGGUUUUUGGAUACGGUUCUCUAAUAUGGAAAGUUGAUUUUCCUUAUGAGGAGAAACGUGUGGGCUACAUCAAAGGUUUCAGUCGCCGGUUCUGGCAGGGCAGCACCGAUCACCGUGGAGUACCUGGAAAGCCUGGACGGGUCGUCACCCUUGUGGAAGAGGCUGAGGGGUGUGUGUGGGGUGUGGCGUACAAACUGCCAACAGGGAGAGAGGAAGAAGUGAAGCGUUACCUCGACUACCGGGAGAAGGGUGGUUACCGGGUCAUCACUGUGACCUUCCACCCCCGGCCACCCCUCACCCCGCCCCCUGGUGAAGCGCUGCUCUACAUCGGCUCCCAUGACAACCCAGACUACCUAGGCCCCGCCCCGCUGGAGCACAUAGCCAAUCAGAUUGUGGACGCGGUAGGGCCAAGUGGACGGAACACUGAGUACCUGUUCCAAUUGGCUGAGGCUUUGAGGACGAUCCUGCCUGAGGACUCGGACUCACAUCUAUUCUCCUUGGAGACUCUGGUCAGAGACAGACUACAAGGAGCUCAGUAACACACGCACAGACUGGUACAGAGCCUAAAGAGGACAGCCAGUAUGUUUUGACUUCACAUAACUUUCUGUCUUCAUGGUAACAGGGCAGGGCUGUGUUGUCUGUAUAUUGUACCAGUGCUUAAGUUGUGCCGGAUCCUGCCAGAACAGGAGACCUCUCUGGUUUUGAAUGUCUGUGUUCCGGUACCUAUUUGCGGCAAUCCGGUACCUCAUGUGGUAAAUUACGCAUGGCGAUGUGCUCAUUUGCGUGUUGUUCAGAGUCAUUUAAACUAUUUUAACUUAUUGCCAUAACAUUUGUAUAAUGCAAAUUAUUAAUAGGUGGGGAUUUGUGUAGCUUACAUAGCAGGUUGUUUUCAGCACUGUGUUGCCCAAAGAAAUCUCACCAGAAGUCGCUAUUGGCUCUCUGAAAAGUAGCUUAAAGUUGCUAGAUGAAUAUGUAAAUUCAAACCAAGGUGUGGGGGUGGGGGUAACUUAACAUGACUGUUGGCUAUGACAACAUGGAGGGACAGUUACAGUUAUAUUGCUGCUGCUCAACGACAAAAGAUAGAUUUUCAAAGUAGCUAAAUUGUCAACACUACGCGUUCUGGAACCCAUGCCUGCCCCUCCGCUCUCCUAUGCACUUUGCGUUCUGGCACUUUCCGAUUUACAAAUUAAGCAUAACAAACACCUGUCUGUACUAGCUGCUGGCAGUCUACAGUUAAUCAAGACAUUUCAAUGUAGCCAUAAAUAGUAUACGUAUAAUACAAUACUUGUCCUUGAAAUGCAAAAUGUGAUAGCAUCUAGCAUUAUACAGGAUAUGAUGUAAGACAUGCCGUCCGUGCUGGAGCAGUAUGUGUCGCUGGGCAGUGUGGUCCUCACUGUUGGUUUGGAAUGUUUGAUUGGAUGGAAAGACACAAGGCUGCAGUAACCUGAAGUGUGUACUGUGAGUUGGUUGUAAAUCAGAUCAGUAACACUGGGAAGAGCCCUCAGAUCUGAGUGUUCAUCCCUUUAUGGCCGCUGUAAAUUGAUAAAUGAGGUGGACUGCUGGGUAGUGAUGAGGCACUGUUGACAGUCUAUACCCAUAUGAAGUAUUACCUGUGCAAUUUGAGCUUUUACUAUUGAUUUCUGUGUUAACCGGAGGGCACAUUUAAAGAGCUGGUAUUUAUACCUGCCACAUGCAGGUUUUGUUGAUGCCUUGUCUGCACACUUGGUUCCUCUAAAUAAAAACACACU